Molecule: messenger RNA, 2422 nt
Organism: Theobroma umbraticum
Lineage: Eukaryota; Viridiplantae; Streptophyta; Magnoliopsida; Malvales; Malvaceae
Product: UDP-Glycosyltransferase superfamily protein
Source: RefSeq, a predicted model, not a curated record
GUGUCUCUGAUGUCUCUUACUAAUUUAUUUCCAAGUUUGACACUCCUGGGAUGAUCUACUGGUUUAGAUGCAUACUUUGGUAAUAUUUUAAGUGAGUGGUGUUGGGACUAGUGCACUGUGCUUGGUUUUCUUAAUUAAAACUGCACAGCUUUGAGCAGUUGGAGUUGCAAUGUCUGCAGAUACCCUUUUUGCUAAUAUAGUAAUCAGAGAACUUAGAAAUCAGGGUAAAUAAAUGCAAUUAUCCCCAUCAAGUCAAUUUAUUUUUCAAUUCUAAGGCUGAUGUAUUUAGUCUUAAAAAGCUGUCCACGGGAAAUGGCUCAUUUCCUGGAUUCUGCUUCUCUUAUGCUAGUAAAGGCCCAUGUGCCAGUAACUUGAGACAGAAACUUUGUCUAAUAACUUGUUCAAACUUAUCCUCAAGAUUUCUAGAUUGAUGUGAUGCAUCUUGAUUCAAAAGGUUUUUGCUAGGGGAAAUUUGGGUCAAAGUUUUCAUCUGAUCAAGUAAGUCUCUCAGUUUCAUGGCAAACGAUCAGAUUACUGCAAUCUUCAGGUUCCAUUAUUUCUGCUGCAUAAUUGCAAUUCUUUCUGCAUUUUCUUUCAUCUCAAUCUUUUUUUGGUGUCAUUUUUCCAGCAAUUGCUAUUCCAUAAACCAAAUAAUGAUGCAGAAUCCAAAGGAAGACAUUGACUUACUUACAUUCCCUUCUGCCUGGAAUCAUCUUUCUUUCCCUUCUGAACCUCCUCCUAAACUUCUUAAAAUUGCCCUUUUUGUCAAGAAAUGGCCUCAUAAGUCUCAUGCAGGAGGGCUUGAAAGGCAUGCCUUGACUCUACACCUUGCCCUUGCAAAAAGGGGCCAUGAGCUGCACAUUUUCACUACUUCUUCACCAAAUUCCUCCUUCCAAGAUAUCCAAUUGCAAUUUAUUUUUCAUCUUUCAAAGCCAACAGGUGCUGGUUAUCUGGAGCAGGCCGUCGUCUGGAAGCAGUUUCAAACUCAAAAUUCCACCAGAAGACCAUUUGAUGUGAUCCACACAGAAAGCGUUGGACUGUUGCAUACUCGAGCAAAGAACCUGACAAAUCUAGCUGUUACAUGGCAUGGGAUUGCAUAUGAAACCAUUCAUUCGGAUAUCAUUCAAGAGCUUCUGCGGACUCCUGAAGAACAGCAGGCUUAUGUGCUGACUGAAAGAGCUAAGAAGGUUGUUGAAGAGGUGAGAUUUUUUCCAAGAUAUUCUCACCAUGUUGCUACGAGUGACCAUGCCGGAGAUGUCCUGAAACGGAUUUACAUGAUCCCAGAAGAAAGAGUCCACAUCAUUCUUAAUGGAGUAGAUCAGGAGAUCUUCAAACCUGAUUUCUCUCAAGGAAAUGAUUUUAAAGGGAAGUUUGGCAUCUCAAAAAGUAGAUCUUUGAUUUUGGGAAUGGCUGGGAGGUUGGUAAAAGAUAAAGGGCACCCUUUAAUUUUUGAAGCUUUGAAGCAAAUAUUUAUGGAAAAUGAAAAAUUCCGAGAAACUGUUAUUGUUCUUGUUGCUGGUGAUGGGCCUUGGGGUGCUAGAUACAGAGAUCUUGGGGCCAACAUACUUGUUUUGGGUCCAUUGGAACAAGCUCAAUUAGCAAAUUUCUAUAAUGCAAUAGAUAUUUUCGUGAAUCCAACUCUCCGAGCUCAGGGACUAGAUCAUACUUUGUUAGAAGCAAUACUCACUGGGAAACCAGUAAUAGCUACAAGACUUGCCAGCAUCACGGGGUCAGUAAUUGUCGGACGAGAAAUGGGUUACACUUUCCUCCUACUGUUGCCCCUUGAAAAGGCUCUCUAUAGGGUUUGGAAUGAUGAAGAGAGGUUUUGCAGGAAGAAAGGCAAGGUUGCUAGGGAAAGAGGGUUGCAAUUGUUCACUGCCACGAAAAUGGCAGCUGCAUAUGAAAGACUGUUUCUCUGCAUAUUAAAGGAAAAAUAUUGCAAAUACCAAAAUCCGUUUAAUUAACCUUGCAAUGUUAGUUUGAUAUUCAAGUUUGUGACAGCAUGUGGUGCAAGAAUCAAUUAGAUUAUCCUUGAGGCUGUAUCUCUUAUAAGACUUGGUGAAGUUCUUUGAUCUCUAUCUCAUUGAUAGUCCUGACUGUCCAGAGACAUGCAAGAAGAGUUGUACAACACAUCUUUCGGCACUAGCAGCACCAGAUGAAGAAAUAAAGUUCCUGUUUAAGAAAGUGGAAAAGAACCCAACUACUUCAUUGCCUGAAGCCUGCUAUAUCCAAGGAUUUCCAGGACGAAGGCAAAGACUUAUAUGAAGAUGGCAUGGCACGGACAUAGUGCACUUACUAUUGGCAGCCAGAUGACAGAUUACAUCUAUAGAGUCUUGGUUAAUUUAGGAAAGAUAUGCAAGUCAAAUGGUAUGCGAUAGGCAUUACAUAUUUCAUUGAAUAUAUCUUAAGAAACAUGGGAUAU